UGCAAAGUGAAAAAAAUACAACUAAAAUAUAUAUUUUUAGUUGGUUAUUAGAUUUUGACUGUACGUAAGUUGUAAAAUUAUGGGAGAAAAUGAAGAUGUCAAGAUAAGACUUGCUCGUGCUGAUGAGGAAGAAGCAGUUCGAGAUCAUCUUCGAGCAUUCUUUUACAAACAAGAACCAUGUUGUGAAUCUGUUGGAGUAGUAACGGAAGAUCGACUAAUCUGUCACGAUUUGGAGUCGUUUACACUACAGGAUUUUAAUAAUGGUCUAAAUCUUAUUGCAGAACAUAAUGGAAGGAUUGUGGGAGUUUGUAUUAAUGCAUUAUUGGAAAAAGACAAAUUUGAAUUCGAAGAAUACCCUGUCACGGACGAAAGAUUUGUAAAAGUCUUGCGAAUGCUAGAGUACGCAGAAAGGGAAGUUGAUCUCUUCAAAAGAUAUCCUGACGUUAAUAAAAUACUCAGUAUUUUUGUCCUAUCAGUCGAUGCGUCGCUUAGAGGCAAAGGCAUUGCAAAGAAACUUAGCAAUAAAGCAAAAGAACUUGCCAAAGAACACGGAGCCCAAAUAAUGUUUAUGGAAUGUACCAGUUUCUUUUCAGCCGCUGUGGCCAAAUCUUUGGGAUACGAGUUAAUAUGGUCACUAGAUUACGAAAACUACAAAGUUAAUGAUGAAGUAGUAUUAAAACCUGCUCAUCCCCAUAAAGCUUUGCAACUAUUUGUAUAUAAACUGUGAUAUAAUUAAUUUAAAGUAAGGAAGUUAAACGGAAUGUAAAUAAUGUAAAACAUUAAAUGAAUAGGUGGCGAACACAAGAUUUCAGUACCUGCAAAUUAUCAUUUUUUAUCUAACAUGAUACGUUUUUAUUAUUUGAAUAACUACCUAAUGACUGGUUUAC
Messenger RNA from Diabrotica balteata, 887 nucleotides. NCBI's taxonomy places the organism in Eukaryota, Metazoa, Arthropoda, Insecta, Coleoptera, Chrysomelidae. The record is from the annotation of a GenBank genome assembly.